Molecule: messenger RNA, 538 nt
Organism: Brassica napus (rape)
Lineage: Eukaryota; Viridiplantae; Streptophyta; Magnoliopsida; Brassicales; Brassicaceae
Product: glycine-rich protein 5
Exons: 1
Coding region: 68-439 (123 amino acids)
Source: RefSeq, a predicted model, not a curated record
UUUGUAAUGGUCGAUAGGUCAUGCUCAUCGAACUGCACAAGAUAAAAAAAAAAUAACAGGAAGAGACAUGGGGCGUCUAGUAAACGGAGCUGGUCUUUUGGUUUUGUUGUGUUUCCAUGUUUUUGUGGUGAGUAAUGUGGCUGCGAGAGAUGGUGUGAUGAGCUUUGGCAAAGAUGAAGAGGAGAAGACCUUCAUAGGAGGUGGAAAGGGAUUUGGAGGAGGUUUUGGUAAAGGAGGUGGAAUCGCUGGCGGGAUAGGCAAAGGUGGAGGCAUUCUUGGCGGAGGCUUUGGUGGUGGUGGAAUAGGAAAAGGCGGUGGUUUUGGAGGAGGAUUCGGUGGAGGAAUAGGCAAAGGCUUUGGCUUUGGAAAAGGUGGUGGCUUCGGCAAAGGAAUAGGCAAAGGCUUUGGCAUUGGUGGUGGAAAGAUUGGACACAACUGAGAUAAACAAGAAGAAACUUGUAGUUGCAUUGCAUGAGAGACUUUGGGAAUAAAAUAACUUUGUUUAUUUUAAUAUGAGCUUUUAGACUAUCUAUCUAUC